AUGGCUCAGAGGGUUGGAAGUGGUCCAAAGUGUGGGGUGCCUGCAGUAGUUUUAUGUCUGGUAGCUCUGUUCUGUGCCAACCUGCUUCUCUAUGUCUACCUGGAUGCUCUAUACGAGGGGACUUCCCCACCUUCAGCACACAUGCACUGCUCAAAAGGCUAUUUUAAGGUGGGCACUAUGAAAAAGUGUACUCCGUGGUUGCAGUGUCCUGAGAUCCGUGCUAAUGUUCGUCGUCUCAGACUGAUUGGACAGGGAGUUGUUAAGCAGGUAUACCUGUCAGAGUGGCAGGGGCAAAAAGUAGCCCUGUGUGUCUUGUCAUCAGAGGAGUAUAAAGCUGACUUCCUUCAUGGGCUGUCCAUGCUACGUUCCUUGCAGAGUGUGCGUGUGGUACAACUAGUGGGUGUGUGUGAAGAAGAUGGAGUUUUUGUUACUGAGUACCACCCUUUGGGAUCAGCACUGACACUUGAUUCUACUCUUGCUCAAGAUCGUUACCGCAGUCAGGACUCGUGGCACGUGCGGCUGCGUCUGGCACUAGACUAUGUUGUCUUUCUGGUGUUUUUACACAAGAGCCCAGUGGGUACCCGUGUCAUGUGUGACUCUAAUGACCUGCACAAAACACUAAGUCAAUUCUUGCUGACGUCUGACCUGCGGCUUUUGGCGAACGAUCUGGAUGCCCUGCCGCUGGUAGAGCCUGGGGGUCAGGGCAUCAAGUGUGGUCAUCGUCAGCUGAUAGGUGAGUUUGUUGCUCCAGAGCAACGGUGGCCUUUUGGUGACGAGGUGCCUUUCUCACAUGACCUCAUGCCAGGCUAUGAUGAAAAGUCAGACAUCUGGAAGAUUCCAGAUGUGACCCGUUCUCUGCUGGGUCAUGUCUCAGGGAGCGAUGUUAUCCACUUGCACCUCUUUCAGAUCCAUGCAGAGUGCAAGAGGCAGAAUCCUAAGCUACGGCCAUCAGCGCAUGAGGUCCUCAGUGUUUAUCGCACUGUUUAUGACAGCAUGAAGGAAAGUCACACAGAAAGCGUCAGAGACAUGCUGUGA
Pangasianodon hypophthalmus (striped catfish) is the source of this 1035-nucleotide messenger RNA. It is a transcript of the gene pomk, whose product is annotated as protein O-mannose kinase. Lineage: Eukaryota; Metazoa; Chordata; Actinopteri; Siluriformes; Pangasiidae. The transcript has 2 exons. The record is from RefSeq and is a predicted model, not a curated record. Gene Ontology annotation, biological process: protein O-linked glycosylation; protein phosphorylation; carbohydrate phosphorylation. Gene Ontology annotation, cellular component: endoplasmic reticulum membrane. Gene Ontology annotation, molecular function: carbohydrate kinase activity; protein kinase activity; ATP binding. Bases 1 to 1035 code for a protein of 344 amino acids.